Messenger RNA from Neoarius graeffei (lesser salmon catfish), 982 nucleotides. RefSeq names its product Sjogren syndrome nuclear autoantigen 1 (gene ssna1). The record is from RefSeq and is a predicted model, not a curated record. Gene Ontology annotation, cellular component: ciliary basal body; centrosome. The coding region runs from base 490 to 864 and encodes 124 amino acids. The transcript has 4 exons. NCBI's taxonomy places the organism in Eukaryota, Metazoa, Chordata, Actinopteri, Siluriformes, Ariidae.
CAUGCGGCGGCUGGAGAAAGAGCAGCACGCUUCAGUGAGCGCUACAAAAAAAAAAAAACGGUGGACCUCCAACCACCUUCACAUGACUAGACUUGGAUUGAACCUCUUAUUGAUUACAUUUAUCCACCGUCGCUUCCCGGCAAGUUCAAGGUUACCGAGUGAAAGUCAACAUUAAACAGCACUCGUAUUUGCGUCAUUGUUUGUUUAGUGCUGUUUCGAUUAACCAGGGAAUUUAAAGAUCAAGGAUACUCACCAAAGACGGCUCCAACUGAACAUUAAAGUCCUGAGUUGUUCUCUUGUGGAGUUCGGUGCAGAAAGCUGUGUACUCUGGAUUAUCUGGCUCUCGCUGAGCUCUGCCACAGCUGGUGCAUAUCAUCACGGAGACUUUCACCAAACGCAUCCAGGUAGAAGAUGGCAUAGUCUUCUGGGUUCGUCACCUCCUCCUCAAAGCUGUGCAUGAUUUUAAAGAACGUCUGAAGAGGUCCGCAGAUGUACACGACUGCGGGAAGACGAGAGGCGUUGGACAGAGAGGACACAGGACACAGAACUCUAGCACCACGUAUAGAGGAGCUGUUCUUUAAGAGGGACGAGCUGAGUAAACAGAUCCAGCAGGAGGAAGAGGAGAAGACUCGUCUCCAGCAUGACAUCCGUGUGCUCACAGAGAAGUUAAACCGCGUGUCUGAGAGUCUGGACCGCCGCCUCACUACCCGCAGCGAACUAGAGCGGACCAUUGCUGAGACGGAGGCGGCGUACAUGAAGAUUCUGGAAAGUUCUCAGACCCUGUUAAGUGUUUUGAAGAAGGAGACUGGGAACCUCAGCAAAGCCACAGACCCCAGGAGCAGCAAAGAUCGUUUACUUCAAUAGUCGUUUUCUUUCUUUUACUCAUGCAGCAUUUAACCCUUUCAUAUCUUGAUAUUUUAGUAUUGAAUUGAUUUCCCUCUAUGACGAUGCACUGUAUUUAAAUAAAGAUUAUUUUUAGUGA